Molecule: messenger RNA, 2072 nt
Organism: Thamnophis sirtalis
Lineage: Eukaryota; Metazoa; Chordata; Lepidosauria; Squamata; Natricidae
Gene: LBH
Product: LBH regulator of Wnt signaling pathway
Biological process (GO): positive regulation of DNA-templated transcription
Cellular component (GO): nucleus
Source: RefSeq, a predicted model, not a curated record
CAGUUUAGUGCGAGCAAACUUGUAGCUGCGGUUGGGUGGGAGAAAGACGCUUCACCGAGCAGCUUCAACCCGAAAAAACAAUAUCAGUUUUUAAUCUUCUGAGAGAUCUCCUAGCCAGAGUUUCUCACGGGGAACCUUAGCCCGCUCGCUCUCUUUCUGUUUGUGUUGGUUUAGUUCUAGUUCGUCCCCGUCCCCCUCCUCCUCACUACUCCUGUGCUGAGCUACAAAAGGAGGUUGGCUCGACCUCUUUGUUAGGACUACAUACAUGUCUGUAUUUUUCUCCAUUCGUUGCCCUGAUUAUUUGAGAUCAGCUGACAUGACUGAGGUGAUGAGCGCUCCAACUAUGGAUGAGAUUGGUUUAAGCCCCCGCAAAGAUGGCCUAUCCUAUCAGAUUUUCCCUGACCCUUCAGAUUUUGAUCGUUAUUGUAAGCUGAAGGACCGCCUCCCUUCCAUUGUGGUGGAGCCAACAGAAGGAGAUGUGGAGAGUGGAGAAUUAAGAUGGCCACCUGAGGAGUUCCUGGUUCAGGAAGAAGAGGAACAGAACUGUGAUGAAGCAAAGAAAGAGAGCAAGGAACAAUAAAAACACCGAAGAUCUUCUGUUCUACUCAAGAUGUUAGGCCAUCUUGAGGGAGAGAGAACAGCUUUCUGAAGUGUCUUUUCUACAAAAGACAUUCAAUUUUGCACCUGCAAGAUCUUAGUUUUUUUCAUAUUCUCUAUUGAGAACUGAAGCGCUUGACGUGACAAUCUCCAGCUAAAACUAAGAAAGUUUGGGCAGGCAAAGGAAGCCAAAAUGAUUGCCCUUCUCAAGAUCAUUGUUGAAUUCUGUGGUGGUUGCCUGGGGCAGCCAGGAAAUUAGAGGGCGCUUUGGUGGAGGAAUAGGCCAGCAGGAAACAUGCUUCUUCUGAAGUGUGUGGUAUUAGAAGAAAUAGCUGCAAGUAUAAAUGCAGCUGAGUUCUGUAAGGGACUGCCGCUGGCUACAAAUGCAUGAGAAUAGUGUUCAUCUCUCAAAACCUUGCCUUCUCAUAGUGUUUUUUCUGGUUUUAUGUGUGCAUGUGUUUAGAGGCUGGAAGACAAGCCAAUGAAAUGCUCCUAUGACCCAUUAGGCAGUCUUCCUGCAGAACUCCAGAGAGGAGCCAUGGGUCAAUGACUAGGUUGGCCUUCUGCAGCCUAGUGUCCUCUUAAAGUCACACCAUCUUUGUUAGGCUGCAGGCUCCAGCAUUGGCUUGCUCACCUGUUGCACAUAAACUAUAUUUUUUUAAUGUCUUUUCCUUUCUUGGCACCUCUUUAGGCAUGCAUUUUAACAUCGCAGUGAAUAGCUUUGUAUGGCCAUUGUGCUGUUGACUGUAGAAAUGGCCUUUACUACUUGUUCUGCAGUUAUCUUGUUUAGGCUGUAAACAGUCACAUUUUGUUUUGUUUGGGAGGUGGGAUUGUGGAAGAAAUGCUUCUUCAGAAAAAACUUCAGGAGAUUUUGACAUGGAAAACAAAAAGUAUAUUUUCUUUCCUGCUACUGAAGCUGCUGUUUAACUUUCUCCGUCAGCAAUGCUGCUGUGAAAUACGGCUUUUUCAUCAGGACUGAUUUAUAAAUUUAGUCAUGUGUUAAUGCUGGAUCAAGAGCUCAUGAUAAUAGUACAGGGCCAACCAAGGCUGUUAACUAGGAAGACCUUAAGAUAAUUGGUAUCCCCUUUAAAAGCAGGAGGGUGAAAGCAGGGCUUAUCUUCAAAAACAAAAGGUAUUACAGUAUCUCAGUAUUGUGAAGAAGAUAACACUUUUUUUGAACCAAGGAUUUUUUUUUAUUGACUUAUCUUGUUCACAGGUUCUAAAUUCCCCAUUAUAAUCUCUUUCCUCAUGCCCCAUAUCUCUCCUCCGAGAAGGCAAACAAAUAGUUGGAUAAGUUAAAUUGGCAGCCUCAUUAAAAAGAAAAAAUAGUAUCUUGCUUCUUGGCAGGAAGUUCUGCAAAGUUGAAAUUUCAAGUACGACUUUCAGAUACUAAAAGCCAAUGAUUCCAUAUUAAUUUUGCAGAAACUAAAACUUCGUAAUGUAUAAACAUUAUAGCCUUAACAAGAUAGUCAAAA